AAAUUAUUUGACUUUAAUGCUUUAAUCUAUGUUCUCGCUCAUGAGAUAAUUCAUACGAUACUAACUGAUUUUUAUCCGAAGGAAGAGGAACACGGAGAAUUACAUAAAAAACUAGUUAUAGAGAUGGAAGAAAUUAUUAAAUCUUCCCUUGAGUAUCAAGAACUAAAAAAAUAUUGGAGGUAA
Funneliformis geosporum is the source of this 183-nucleotide messenger RNA. The record is from the annotation of a GenBank genome assembly. NCBI's taxonomy places the organism in Eukaryota, Fungi, Glomeromycota, Glomeromycetes, Glomerales, Glomeraceae.